Molecule: messenger RNA, 1602 nt
Organism: Mesitornis unicolor (brown roatelo)
Lineage: Eukaryota; Metazoa; Chordata; Aves; Mesitornithiformes; Mesitornithidae
Product: CUB and sushi domain-containing protein 3-like
Exons: 9
Source: RefSeq, a predicted model, not a curated record
UGCUCUGUCCAGCCAAUGAAAUGCGUCUGGAUUCAACAGGAGUUAUUUUGAGCCCUGGGUAUCCUGACAGCUACCCAAACCUUCAGAUGUGUGCAUGGACCAUUACUGUGGAAAAGGGUUAUAAUAUCAGCAUGUUCUUUGAAUUCUUCCAGACAGAAAAGGAAUUUGAUAUACUUGAGGUGUUUGAUGGACCAAAUAGUCAUAGCCCAUUGCUCAUUUCUCUCAGUGGGGACUAUUCAUCUUCUCUAAAUAUAACCAGCAAUGGCCAUGAAGUAUUUCUCCGAUGGUCAGCAGAUCAUGGCACCAAUAAAAGAGGUUUUAGAAUAAGAUAUAUAGCUCUCUACUGCAGCACUCCAGAGUCCCCUCCACAUGGUUUCAUUGUCAGUCAGACAGGUGGACAGCUCAACAGUAUGGUUCGCUGGGCUUGCGAUCGAGGUUUUCGGCUCAUUGGGAAAAGUACUGCUGUAUGCAGGAAGUCUCCAUAUGGUUAUUACUCAUGGGAUGUUCCAGUCCCAGCUUGUCAAGUUGUUACAUGUCCAAGCAUCAAUUCUUUUACACUGGAACAUGGAAGAUGGAAAAUAGUUAAUGGUUCACAUUAUGAGUACAAAACUAAAGUAGUUUUCAGCUGUGAUCCAGGGUAUUAUGGUUUGGGACCAGCAUCUAUUGAGUGUCUUGCUAAUGGCACCUGGAGUUGGAGAAAUGAGCGUCCUUACUGCCAAAUUAUUUCUUGUGGAGAACUUCCCACACCUCCAAAUGGGAAUAAGAUUGGAACUCAAAUCACAUACGGAUCUACAGCUAUAUUUACUUGUGACUCAGGAUACAUACUAGUUGGCUCUGCCGUGAGGGAAUGUCUGUCUUCUGGACUCUGGAGCGGAAUUGAGACCAGAUGUUUAGCUGGUCACUGUGGAAUUCCAGACCUUAUAGUCAAUGGUCAAGUAAUUGGAGAAAAUUAUGGAUAUAGAGACACAGUUGUAUACCAGUGUAGUCCUGGUUUUCGUUUGAUUGGUUCUUCUGUACGAAUAUGUCAACAAGAUCACAACUGGUCUGGUCAGCUUCCUUCCUGUGUGCCCGUUAGUUGUGGUCACCCUGGAAGUCCUAUUUAUGGAAGAACAAGUGGAAAUGGUUUCAACUUCAAUGAUGUUGUGACAUUCUCAUGUAAUACUGGGUAUGUUAUGCAAGGACCAACCAAAGCACAAUGUCAGGCGAAUAGGCAGUGGAGCCACCCUCCUCCAAUCUGCAAAGUGGUCAAUUGUUCUGAUCCUGGAAUUCCUGCAAAUUCUAUAAGAGAAAGUAAAAUCGAACAUGGAAAUUUCACAUAUGGCACAGUGGUAUUUUAUGACUGUAAUCCUGGAUAUUUUUUAUUUGGCUCUUCUGUUUUAAUUUGUCAGCCAAAUGGCCACUGGGACAAACCUCUUCCUGAAUGCAUUAUGAUUGACUGUGGCCAUCCUGGCGUUCCUCCUAACGCGCUCCUGUCUGGAGAUAAAUAUACGUUUGGGUCUACUGUUCAUUAUACCUGCACAGGUAGACGAUCACUGUUAGGACAGCCAUCUCGUACAUGUCAGUUAAAUGGACACUGGAGUGGAUCUCUUCCUCAUUGCUCAG